Molecule: messenger RNA, 159 nt
Organism: Racocetra persica
Lineage: Eukaryota; Fungi; Glomeromycota; Glomeromycetes; Diversisporales; Gigasporaceae
Source: the annotation of a GenBank genome assembly
CCAGACCCUCCAGAUUCAUUGAAUACCAAUUCUAAUCAUACCCCUCCUACUGUAUGCUGGUAUAAACGUCCUGGGUUUGCAAGAAUAUUAUCAAGAUUAAUUGUGGAUUCUCCACUUCUUAGUAUACCGUCAUCAAAACGUUUAUUAUCUCCAUCAUGA